This is a messenger RNA of Rhodamnia argentea, 1165 nucleotides long. RefSeq names its product peroxisomal membrane protein 11D-like. The transcript has 8 exons. The coding region runs from base 284 to 991 and encodes 235 amino acids. The record is from RefSeq and is a predicted model, not a curated record. Gene Ontology annotation, biological process: regulation of peroxisome size; peroxisome fission. Lineage: Eukaryota; Viridiplantae; Streptophyta; Magnoliopsida; Myrtales; Myrtaceae. Gene Ontology annotation, cellular component: peroxisomal membrane.
AAGCAAGAAUUUUCAAAGGAAGGAACAGAAGAAGAUUGCUAAUUGGUGGGUGUGGUGGUGUUUGUAUUUUGAUGAAAUAGUUUUUUGUUUGUUUGUUUUGGUUUCUGAGGACCAAACAAGCCUUUAUCACAGCCUAUCGCCAAAACAGACCAUCGGCAGCUUCAACAGCUGACACACACGCACAACUUUUCUCUCAUUUCAUUUCGUACUCCUCCUGCUUUUUGAGAGACAGAGAAGCAUAAUCAUCAGAAUCAGCUCUUGCUUUGGUAGACUGGUCUAUAAGAUGAGCUCCGUCGAUGUUGUGCGAGCAGAACUUGCUCUUGCUGUUCUCUAUUUGAACAAGGCUGAAGCGAGGGACAAGAUAUGCAGGGCCAUACAAUAUGGCUCAAGAUUUUUGAGUAAAGGAGAGCCUGGUACAGCUCAAAAUGUCGAGAAAUCGACCAACUUGGCACGGAAGGUCUUUCGCCUUCUUAAGUUCAUCAAUGAUCUCCAUGCCCUCAUAAGUCCAGCUCCUCGAGAAACGCCUCUCGCUCUUGUUUUGCUAGGAAAGUCCAAAAAUGCGCUACUGUCAACUUUCUUGUUCCUUGAUCAAAUUGUCUGGCUCGGUCGAACUGGCAUCUACAAGAACAAAGAACGCGCCGAGCUGAUGGGCCGCGUAUCACUCUUCUGCUGGAUGGGUUCCUCAGUAUGCACUACAUUGGUCGAGCUUGGGGAGUUGGGAAGGCUUUCUGCAUCAAUGAAGAAGCUAGAGAAGGAUCUAAAGAAGGGUGAAAAGUAUCAAAACGAACAAUACCGAGCUAAGGUUCGGCAAUCAAAUGAGAGGUCCCUAGCCCUUAUCAAGGCGGCCAUGGAUAUAGUGGUUGCUGUGGGGCUGCUUCAGUUGGCCCCUAAGAAGGUCACUCCUCGUGUAACCGGAGCUUUUGGAUUCGUCACCUCCUUAAUCUCUUGUUAUCAGUUGCUUCCAUCGCCACCCCAGUCGAAGACAUCAUGAAGAAAAGGGUCCGUUAAUUUACGGAGAUUUUCAUGUUGUAAUCGUAAUAACCACAGACGCAUAUCCAUGUUGGUGUAAGCUUAUCGGCUAUAUGCCAACUUGUAUGGUGAUAACUACAUACCUGCAAUUACUUAUCACUUAUGUUACCCAGCAAAUUCUGCUGUUCCUCCUGAA